This is a messenger RNA of Acipenser ruthenus (sterlet), 781 nucleotides long. RefSeq lists its product as uncharacterized. The record is from RefSeq and is a predicted model, not a curated record. Bases 47 to 685 code for a protein of 212 amino acids. NCBI's taxonomy places the organism in Eukaryota, Metazoa, Chordata, Actinopteri, Acipenseriformes, Acipenseridae. The transcript has 8 exons.
CUUUCUGCUGUUUUUUUCAUGUCUGUUUAUUUGCACAGUAACUGAAAUGGAAACAAAUGCAUUUCGAAGCCCGCAAAUACUUUUAAAAGGAAGCUUGAAAAAAUCACAGAACCUGGAUCCAUGGAAUGACUGUCUGUUCGUUCUUACGACAGAGACACACUAUAACCAGGGACAAUGCACUCUAGAGUACUUCAAAGACGAGAAACACUUCCUAAGAAACAAACCAGAAGAAAAAAUACCAAUCCAAAUAGUUAGAGAGAUGGGUAAAUGGGAAGCACUGUCACUGGGCAAAGCCAAGGCAGAUAUGGACUGCGCUUCACCAGUUCUGUACCUGAAAACAACAGAAAAAGAAUACUUCCUCAUUGCAAAAUCCAGGGAGGAAUUGGAUGAAUGGUAUUGCCAGUUACAGGAAGUCUGGAAAAAGCACGUACGCCGCAGUGUCCCAGGGCCUGUGGAAAAGCCUCCUCUGGCUCUGAAACGGUCGGCCCCUGCCUGUGUGCAGAGGGCACACCACCAUUCUCCACAACAAUAUGAAAUCCAUCCAUGUCAGCUAUAUGAAAUAAAACGCUAUGACAAAGAAGAUUGUAUAUUUGAUCCAGGAGUUCCUGCAGAAAAUAACUUUGAGACUGAGGAAGUUCAGCAGCAGAAUGGUAAAAACCAAAGCUCAUGCCCCUCAUACCUGUGAGUUAGGUCAAGGACAGUGGAAUGCAAACCGGAGAGCCCCAAUCCAGACUCAGAAAGAACCCUCACAGCCAACCUGAACACGCCAGUGAGCAAAGCG